This is a messenger RNA of Mesorhabditis spiculigera, 1050 nucleotides long. Lineage: Eukaryota; Metazoa; Nematoda; Chromadorea; Rhabditida; Rhabditidae. The record is from the annotation of a GenBank genome assembly.
AUGCGUGAGCGAGCCCGUCCCAAGCUCGGCAAGAUCGACAUUGACUACCAGAAGUUACACGACGCCUUUUUCAAGUACCAAACGAAGCCCAGCAUGACACAGAUGGGAGAGUUGUAUUACGAGGGCAAGGAACACGAAGCACAACUACGAGACCUGAAACCCGGAAAUUUGACUGACGAGCUGAGAAUUGCGCUUGGAAUGCCUGUCGGCCCGAAUGCGCACAAAUUCCCACCGCCGUGGCUGAUCGCUAUGCAACGUUACGGCCCCCCUCCGUCCUACCCGAAUCUGAAAUGCCCCGGUUUGAGUGCCCCGAUUCCUGAGGGUUGUUCCUUCGGAUACCAUGCUGGAGGUUGGGGAAAGCCGCCGGUCGAUGAAUACGGAAAGCCGCUCUAUGGUGAUGUUUUCGGCCUGAUGGUUUCUGCUGUGCAAGAUCAAGAAGACGAAAAUCUAAUUCAGCGGCGCUAUUGGGGCGAAAUCGGCUCCGAUGAGUCCAGCGAAGAAGGCAGCGAGGAAGAAUCUGAAGAGGAGGAGGAGGAGCGGGUUAAGGAAGCCGCAACGGCUAUUGGAUUGAAGACGCCGAUGGAAGGCCAGGCAACUCCCGCUGUUAGCGUUAUCACGCCGAGCGUCAUCACCGCUGGAGCGGACACUCCCGAAUCUAUCGAGCUCCGAAAACGUCGAGUGGAUGAGAGUACUGUCGGCGCUGAAACUCCUGGCGCGGCCUAUCAUAUUAUCCCGGAGCGAAAGGUCGACCGAGUUGGCGGUGCAAUGAUGGCCAGCACCCAUGUCUACGAUCUUUCGAAAAAACAAGCUGUCACUGAAGGUGGAAUCGAGGUUUCGCUCGACCCGGAGGCCCUGGAUUUGGAUCAGAAGAAAUUGGAAGAAAAGUACGAUGAACAGCUGCGCAAACGGGGCAAAGAUGGCGCCGAAACGACGGAGGAUUUCUCGGACAUGGUCGCCGAGCACAACGCAACCCAGCAGCGCAAGCGCAAAGCCCAAGAAGCCAAGAAGGGCGACAAGGGCAGCGGCAAGAAGUACAAAGAUUUCAAAUUC